Messenger RNA from Brassicogethes aeneus, 2336 nucleotides. Lineage: Eukaryota; Metazoa; Arthropoda; Insecta; Coleoptera; Nitidulidae. The record is from the annotation of a GenBank genome assembly.
UCUUUCUACAAGAAGUGUUUAAAAAUGUGUUACCGAAGUCCAGACUUACCGUUUUUGCCCGGGUUCACUUUUAAUAGUAACCUGGGCAGGACCAAGUUCAAUAUGGACCCCAAGUUCGAACAUUUAGGACCUGGUAUAAGAGCUCUAAAGGAAAAAGUGAAGCCCAAUAUGUUGGGUAUACUAUCCGAUAAGUAUCCUUCCAUAUAUCCUAGAGGUGAAGCUACUGAAAUCCCAGCUUGGUUGUGUUUUGAUAAACAAAUUCUGGUUUUCGAGGGUUUUUUUCAAGAAACCCUUCAAGAGUAUCGAGCCGCACCUUUCAUAGUGCGCAAAGUUAAAAUCUUCUUCUACCUGGAAGACGGCACCAUACAGGUCAUAGAACCGAAAGUAAAGAACAGCGGCAUAUCUCAAGGGACCCUGAUAUCUCGGUCGCGAAUCAGGUUCCCCGACCCUAUGUCGGAGAAUUUCUACGACAUCCUGGACUUCAACAUAGGCAGAGAAGUUGAGUUCUACGGGAGAGUGUUCAAGAUCACCCAGUGUGAUGAGUUCACGCGGAACUUCCUCAACAGAUGCGGCAUAGCCGUCCCAGAUCCCAUUGUUGAACCCAGCGACCCGUACUUGGAGCAACGAAAGGCAGAGGGGGAUGGGACGCAGCCCAAAAAACCCAACAGAUCGGUGGACAUCCGCGGGAAAUUCCUGGAAAACGACAGAAAAGUCCUACGAUUUAAGUGCUACUGGGACGACAGAAAGACCCAGUUCGGCUACAUCCACAACCUAGAAGUUCUGUUCUAUCUAGCUGACGACACCGUCGAAAUCAACGAGAAACAUGAAGAAUCGUCUGGGUUGCCGAAUUUCUGCUUUUUAAAGCGCACCAAGCUUCCCAAAGUGUACAAAGGCCUACCCGCGCCUGGAUGCGACGCACCCAACACCAUACUGAACGUGUUGGGCCAGUCCUUCAACAAAAGAUACACUGUGGACCCACUGGAUUGCGGGAAAGAAGUUACCGAGUAUUACUCGGAAAAAGACUUCAGCAUAGGCGGUACUCUGAACUGCUACGGUCGCAACAUAGUAAUCAUAGACUGCGACAUGUUCACCAAGGACUACUUCUCCAAGAACUACGGUCUGGAAGAGUUAAUCCCAAUAGACGCCCCGAAAAACAAAAUAGAAAUUGUAGCCAAGGAGCGUAAACUCCCGCCUUGGAAUGGUUUUGGGAGUUACGAGGACACAGUGCAAAACUGCAUAUCGGUUCAGCCGAAAGCGCCUCAUAGAGACUUCAAAAAGUUUCUCUCCUACGAUAGAGACGGGAUGGACAGCCACAUCCUACGGUUUGAAGCUCGCUUGGUCUCCAAAAACGAUAUCAACUGCACCAGGUCAUUUAUUAUUUCCUACUUUCUCACAGAUGACACCAUUCAAGUGAAUGAAAUAGCCAAAGAUAAUUCAGGUUUCAAGACGUCGUGCUUCUUUCAAAGAUGCCCUGUUAAGCUGCCAGGUCAAAGGGUAUUCAGCAGCGAAGCCCCUUUGUACUACACACCCCAACACAUGUUCAUAGGGGCUACGUUGAUCAUAAACGGGUUCCAAUUCGUCCUGAUCAACGCCGAUGAAUACGCGUUGAGGUUCAUGGAGUUAAACCCAACAAUAUAUCCCAAGGCUAACAUUGAGGUCAUCAUGGAAAAAGUUCGGGAUAAAUUGGUGCCAAUCUACAAGGAUUUCGUUGCUGAAAAUAUACCGAAUGAAGCACCCACUAUCUCAUAUGAUGCCCUAAGGUCGAAGUUGUGUAGAAUCAUGGGAAAAGAUUUCACAGAACACGAAAUGAUCACCAUAGCCAGAGCUUUUUCGGCCGUUUGCACCAAGGAACGAUACGACAGGGAAAAAGUGAGAGCCUUGGCGUUAACUGAGCUCAAAAGGUUUCUGUGGGAUGAUUGGGUGCGUUUACGGGAGUACUUGAUGCAGAGGGACCCUGAAAGAACCGGUCUUCUAUCGCAAAAAGAUGUGUAUACCGUUCUUAAAGCUUGCAGAAUACCGUUCGAUAACAAUCUCAUUGAUAAAAUGCUGGAGGUGUCCAAGAAGGAUGAACAAUGUAAUGUUUACUAUAUGGAUGUGUUGAACUUUCUGGAUAGGAGAAUAUGCCCUCCUCCAGAUGUCAUUCCAGUGAAUGUUAAGAGUGAGCUAUGGUGGGGUCUGGAUAGAGAUGCUGAUCCAAGUCUUCUAAUAGAUUGGUGUGCCUUCAACAAGCAUCUUAAUCUCGAAGAAAGCUUCAAGCAACCUGUGACAGAUAAAGACGUGAAAUACUUGGAACAAAAACGCCUCAUUUAAAAAAAUUUAUUUCACAAACAUUCAUC